AUGUGUGCCUUGCUGACGUCGUUGUUGGCACUGCCGGCGCUCGGCCUCAUCGCUAUCCCGCUGUUCGUCUCGGCGUGGAUCACCGUUGUCGUCGCUCUCUUCACGCUCUGCGUGCGGCUGUCGGUAGUCUAUGUCGAGCUUGUCUACGAGUUUGUCGUCAAUUUCUUUACACUUCCUGCCGUCACAUCCUCGCUCUUGACAUUUGCGCCCUCGGAGCCCCCGACCCCAGCACCGGGCUCCAGGCGCAACUCGACGCAUGGCCUGAUCCACCCGCGAAAGAGCCAUGACUCGCUUUCAUCAUGGUCGAUCAUCGAUGCUCUGGAUAAUCCGUCGAAAAGGUCAAAGAAGACCUACGCGCGAAGCAUGGUCGAGGCCCACCACCUGCCGACCGGUCCCUUGUUCGGUAUGCCUGUGAGCGGCGAUGAAUGGCGCGACUUUGAAGGUGUAGGUGGUUGGCGGUCCUACGCAGAUCGAUCACGCUCAAAGGGUGGACCGAAGUCACUUCGCGAGAGACCGAUCACCUCUCUCUCGUCUUCAUCUACGCCCAGUGCCACCGGAGAAGUAGAUCCUGAUGACAUUGACGAAGACGAACGCGCGUGGCUAUCACUCAAUGAUCGGCUCGAACUCCCCUCUCAAGUCCUGACAUGGGCCGCCGGCUCCAAUGUCACAAGUCCAACCCAUCUCGACUCACUUUCUCCGCGGGGCAGCAUCUCCCACGCCCUGAUCCCAGCAAUGUCACCCAGGCUCUCUCACAGCCAGCAUCAGAGCGGAGAAAGGCACCACCGCCGGUCUCACACAACAUCUUCUCUCACGACUGCAGACCAACGCUCCACUCAUGGGCUCUCUAUCAGCUUUUCAAAUCGCCCAGAUCAUACCUGUACAGCCCGAGCCUCCGGCCACGCUGUGUCACCAUCCGCAUCGCGACUAGCUCCGUUCAUGACACCGCAGCUGUACCCCACACUCCGUGCCUCGCGUACUAUGCCAGUAACAACUGCUACAAAUGGCCUAUCCACCUCGACAGAUGGCGGUUACUUUGCACUGCCAAGGCCUGGAUCGUAUGUUCCUUCACUCGAGACUAGAGAAAGCCCCAGCCUGAGUGGAUAUACAACCCCCGGUACAAUGGGUUCCGAGGACCGCGACGUGGUGACCCCCCAGCUGACUCGGAUGAUGGCGCAUUACCCUAUCAGUGUAAGACAUCGGAGGAGGAGCAUUUCAGGGCCUCAUGCAAAGGCGAGCUCUAUUGGGGAGCGGAUUGCUUAG
This is a messenger RNA of Penicillium argentinense, 1260 nucleotides long. RefSeq lists its product as uncharacterized. The record is from RefSeq and is a predicted model, not a curated record. The transcript has a single exon. Lineage: Eukaryota; Fungi; Ascomycota; Eurotiomycetes; Eurotiales; Aspergillaceae. The coding region runs from base 1 to 1260 and encodes 419 amino acids.